Messenger RNA from Symbiodinium sp. CCMP2592, 3081 nucleotides. NCBI's taxonomy places the organism in Eukaryota, Dinophyceae, Suessiales, Symbiodiniaceae. The record is from the annotation of a GenBank genome assembly.
AUGCCACCCAAGGGGCCUUCCAAGCCAAGCAAACAGCCCGCGAAGGGCAAUGAGAGAGGACAAGAUCCUCCCACUUCGAAACUGGAAUUCGGCUACCCCGUCGCCCUGAACACAGCACUACAAGAAAUCAGUGCGCGUGCUGCUCAGGACAUCUGGAGAGGUCCAGUUUUGGGAGAUGGCGAAGCGUCUGCCGAGCAAUUGGCACAGGGUCACGCCAACGCGGUGACAAAGCUCGGCAAACGCAUGGAAGGAGACGUUCGGGCGAAGAUCGCACUUCGCGAGGCGUUAUCUACGUGGACUAUGUCGCUGAGCAGCCACCUCGACCAAUUAGUCCAAAGAGUUCGGGCGAUUGGCGCCAAACUCGCCGAAGAUGCUAUCCUACAGUUGGCGGGUGGGCUCCGGGCCUUCGGCAACGCGCCUGCAGCUCCAGCCAUGCCUGCACCAGCCCCGCUACUGACCACGAGCUUUACGUUGGCAGAGCCCUUGCUGGGAUCAGGGGACUUGCUGCCCAUCCAAGAGUCCACGGCGAGACGUCCCUACGGACGGCCCUUGGCCACGCGAAGCUACCGGCCGUACUCCAGAUGGUGUACGGACGAGGAGCUCAUCCCGGCUGCGGCAGAACCGACCAGUUCCGAUCUUUGGACACAGGCUUGGCUUCAUCUUGUCAAGUUUUCUGUCGAGCAAGGGGAGGAUCUGAUUGGGGAAUUGGCAGUCAACCCGGAGCAGGAAGCACUCCGACCACCGGUGCCUGACCGUCCGACCAGUUUGUCCAUUGCACGUGAAGGGACUGACCUAUUUACAGUGAGUCUUCCUCUCUGUCAGUCGUCGGAGGUUGCAUUCCAUCAGCAAAGCGGGGCAACUGCGGUUGUUAUCCACCCGGCCGGCCUUGUCUACACCCAGGCUCCUGCCUUUGCUGACCAAAUGGCCAUCAGGUCCUCAGUCAUGGGUGACUUCCUGCAGGAAGGCCGCGAUCAAGGGCUGGAUUUUAGCCAUUUUGCACGGGUGCUGCCGCCGUUGGAGCAACUUCCUGCGGUCCAGUUUGUUGCACUUGACUGCCCAGCUGGUCAGAUACCGGGGCUAUUGGACUUGCGGCCCCUUGGGGGUAGUCUGCAUGUCUUGCCCAUUGAGGCCGGCACCUCACCGCUGCGAAGGUUGCAGUUUGCUGUUGAGGUGUACGGUGAGCCAUUAGCCGGACUUACAAUUGCCAGCGCUGGUGCGCAGGGACGACUUACUAUCUUGCACCGUGAGGAGCAGGUAAACCCGGCUUUGCCACUUUAUGGUGCCGUCCCAGUCCCGCUGGUUGUUCUUCUCCGUCCGGACCAUCCUGUCGUUGGGUCUGUGCCUACGGCCUCCUCUGAAGAGCUAAGCGAGUCGGGAGCCUCGUCGGUCAGCAUGCCUACCAGGCUAGGAGUGCUCCUUUCUGUUCUUUGGCUCCGACCGGCGUGGUGGAUUUUGCUUGUGUUGCCUCAGGCCUUCGCUGUGCUCGAUUUUCUCGGGCCGGAGCCUCUGCCUUCCUUGGCAUCUAUUUCUGUCACCAGGGCUGUGGACCCGCAAUUUCGUGACCUCCCGCCGAUCGCUACUGCUUCCCCUUUUGCACACGCUCGUCUUGCACGUCGUAUCCAGUCUGGCAGUGACUGGGUGUGCGCCGAUUGGGAGUGCCCUCUUGACAGAUCUGCUGCCCCGUCUGCGCUUUUCUUGGCGAAGGUGUUUACACCUGGUGGAGCGUUCCACUUUUCUGUCAGCGGUGAUCAGUCGUCUAAGGAACUACAAAAUGCAUUGUUCCGGUCUGCGAUCCCGGACGCUCGGACUUUCCCGGUACUUGUCCAACCGCAGUUUUUCGAUCAUAGCAUUCAAUUUGUUGCGCCGGCUCGGGAACCUCACCUGGUCACAGUGUUAGUCGACAGCGGUACAAGUUGGGACUGUCUCGAUGUCCCGCGCCACAAUGCUGGGGAGGCCAUCUUGCACGCGCUGCAGCUCCUGCAUCCUGGGAGCACUUUUCGGCUCGACCUCGGACCAGCGCACCCUUUACGGCACGGUGAUGUCAUCUCUGCCAAGCUUGAUCAGCGGCACCGGCCGGUUGAGAUUGGUCAGUUUUCUUUGUCCCCUGCGGCCUUGCCUGGCCAGACGUGGUUAGAAGAACUCGUGACUGUCGCGGUGCUUGGCAUGCCCUUUGGACUCUGCCACUUUCAAGUACCCCGUAAUUUUGCACAUACGCCACUUGAGGAAGCUGUUGGGGCUUGGCAUAAUUUUGACAGUGGCGAUAUUGUUGAGCUACUCCGGCUGCCACUACGUCAGUAUGCCUUGGACUUGUUUUGUCUCCUGCCCAGUGGUUCUGCUGUCCUUGCGGUUGUUCUUACGGACCUCUCUAGCUGCUCUGACAGGCCCAUUGUUGGAGUCGUGGAAGGCACUGAUGGCACGCUACCAGAGCUACUGCGAUUAGCUCGUCAAGGUACGCCUCAUGACGGGUUUUGGGCUGAUGUUCUUUCCCGUGGUCGUGCCAUCAUGCAUCAGGUCCAUACCCCGGCCCAUCAUACUCGAUCCGGUACGGUGUGCAGAUUUGUCCAUCUUGGACUUGAUUUCUGUCGGGCUAUCGAUCAUGGCUGGAGUGUGUCGCAGGUGGAAGAAGCCCGGGUUAGGAGUGACCUGCCGCAUACCAUGCAGCCCUCCUCUGUACAUGUGGGCAGUGCGUGUUGGGCAUUGGGCGUAUGCGGCAUGCGGCAUGCACUGCUGGGGUUCAAUGGGCCGAUGUCAUGCGUGUUGGUGGCUUAUCCACUUGGGACCUUCCGGGUGUUGAGAUUCAUGGCGACCACCAAACUUGGAAGUGGCCGGCUGACAUUGCCUCGUUGGCCGGACAGUGUGGACAUCUCUUCCAUGAGGGCCGCGACCCGGUGUUAUGUGAAGCUCACUACCGUGCAGUUGCUGGAUUGCCGACCUCUGGUCACCGUCCGGAAGCCCCUCGGUCUGGCAUUUCUAACCAGACUGCCUCGCGGUAUGCUACUACUUGGAGUUCCGAUCCCGCUGUCGGCGCCGCCUCGGCCGCUGCUCUUCUGUUUACGGGGCGGCUUCGCACUUGGAUCUUAG